This is a messenger RNA of Lingula anatina, 1006 nucleotides long. RefSeq lists its product as uncharacterized. Lineage: Eukaryota; Metazoa; Brachiopoda; Lingulata; Lingulida; Lingulidae. The record is from RefSeq and is a predicted model, not a curated record.
GCACCAUGAAAGUAGUCUUCCUCAUUGCCUUGGUCGUCUGCUGUGUAAAAUCCAGUGCAACGCAGUCGUGUAAGGGUCCAAGAACUCUCAAGAAAUUUUACCCACAAAGGAUAAAGGGACGUUGGUACGGUCUCCAAAUUUACUGGCCAUUUCCAGGUCUUGAAAUAUGGAGAGACUACUCGAACACGUUUACCCCGCAAUCAAAUGGAAGCAUGAUCUGGGGAUUUGAUCUCCGAUACGGGGGAACUUUGAACUUUACCAUGUGUUCUAAUUGGACUCGUGAUCUGGUACCAACGGACACCGUGGGCAAAUACAACUGGAUACUUGAUGGAACAGCUGUUGAUUCGUUAUAUUUUGUCAGGACCGACUAUAAAAAUUUCCUUAUCACGUACCAAAAGAGUCCAAGUUUCGACAACAUCCGUAUGAUCACCAUAUGGGGAAGGAAAACCUCCUUGUCUUCCAGACUUAAAAAGAGAACAAAGAAUAUCUUGGCAACGGAAUUUUGCCUUAGUAAUGAUGAUAUGGAGACGUAUAUGUGGAUUAAUAAACAUGAGAAUCGAUGCCCAGCAAAAGGUGAGAGAUAGAAACAAGCCACCUCUACUCCACAGCCAAUAGAUGUUACGGUAUGAUUAAAUAAUAACUUUUAAAAGUGUCUAAAACUAGUCUUUCAAAAAAAGAAUGGAUAGAAGAAUUUUAACCAGAAACGAAAUCUUCAAUACGAUACAUCUACAAAGAGGAAUCCAGGAUUUUGACGAGGACAUGCACACACUCAAACAAAAAACAUUAAGAUGUUAAACGUUACACGGGUUAACAUCUGUGGUACGGAUAGUGAAAUUAUAUGAUCUGUAACUCCCGUCCUCUCGUUAUCCUUGACAAGGUUAAGGUAUUAAAGGUGGUAUCUUCGGCGGUUGGGGAAACAGCUACAUGUAUUACUACCUUUGUAUAUCUGCAUUUUCAUUAAUGAAUUCCAUGGAAUUCGAAAGUAGGUCAGCAUAUGACUUUAAUA